AAAUGUAGCAAAUGCAUGGGGGAAUUUAUCUGUUUUGUUCUUACAGUAACAAAACCUUGUAGGAGAACAGACUUUCUUGCAUCAAAAAAAGCUGCAACUGUUGACCAGGAUCACAAGUUUAGAUGCAAGUUCUUGGACUGUUCCAAAUCCUUCCGCAAAGCCAAGUUAUUGCAUUAUCACAUGAAAUACUUUCAUGGAGUGGAGAAGGCUGCAGAGUCCCAGCAGAACCCUGUAAAAAGAAAUAUUCAAACCAGAGCUUCUUUGGCUUCUGAAAAAGCUAAUCAAGAAAGGUCAAAGAGAGGACGGAGCACAGCUGGGUCACUGUAUGCUCCUCUACACAUAGCCCUAAGGAGUACCCCAUAUAGAGAUGAAAAAAUAGAAAAGAGAAGAACUUCAGCUGCUGUAAGUGCAUUAAAUAGUCACCGGCACUCUCUUAGAGACCAAAGCAGGAGCCACAUAGCGAGAGCGCUGCGGAGGCCUCGGGACAGAGUCGGACAUGGUGUUAAAGAACAUGAGAAGAACAAAGAAAGAAAAUCCAAAGACUAUGGAAGAUCCAAGUCAAAGAAAAAGAAAAAAAAGAAAAAGAGAUCUAAGCCUGGGUACUCUGGUGUUGGAGAAAACACAGAUGUCUCACAGGAGCUUUCUCCUGAAAAAUCAGUGGUCACAAAAUCUCUUUCUUCCAUUAAAUCAUCUGCCCACCCGAGCACACCGCUGCACUGUGCUGACUCUGGACAGCACAGGGGGAAAUCAAAAGCAAAUGGAUUUUAUAUAAAUCCUUCUUGUACAGAGGAUGACACCCUGAGUGAGUCAUCUAUGGACAGCUUGCUUUGGAGUGACGAUGACUGCAGUCAGGACGUUGAUGUAACCACCAACCCUGAUGAAGAAGUUGAAGAAAGUGAUUUUGAGAUCGUUCGCUGUGUUUGUGAAGUAAAAGAAGAAAAUGAUUUCAUGAUCCAGUGUGAAGAGUGUCUGUGCUGGCAGCACGGGGUCUGCAUGGGGCUGCUGGAAGAUAAUGUCCCUGAGAAGUACACCUGCUAUAUCUGCCAGGAUCCCCCAGGUCAGAGGUCCAGCUUGAAGUACUGGUAUGAGAAGGAGUGGCUAAGCAAUGGUCACAUGCAUGGCUUAGCAUUUCUGGAAGAAAAUUAUUCCCACCAGAAUGCCAAGAAGAUCGUGGCCACUCACCAGCUGCUGGGGGACGUGCAGAGGGUGAUCGAGGUGCUGCACGGGCUGCAGCUGAAGAUGAGCAUCUUGCAAAACAAAGAACAUCCUGACCUGAAGCUUUGGUGUCACCCGUGGAAGCACAUCACAGUGGAUGAGAAAAUCCACACCAAACACAUCAUUCACUUCGAGGACAACUGUUGCAAAGAGGAGACGGCGAGUUACAGAACUUGGAACGGGACGGUUGAGAAGCCCUCAGCCAUCCCCUCCGUGGAGGAAUCUUACAUCACCAGUGAACACUGUUACCAGAAACCUCGGGCCUACUACCCUGCCAUAGAGCAGAGGCUGGUGGUGGAAACAAGAGGCUCAGCCAUGGAUGAUGGAGUAAAUAGAAUAAGGGAGAACGGAGAUGAUGCCCUGUCCGAGAGAUUUGGCUGGAAUCUGGACCAAGAAAUAUGCAAGGUGGAAAAUGAAUCCAAACACAAUUACUCUAAGGGGAGAGAGGCCGUGGCCAAGAAGAGCUCUGCAGAGGAAGCAAUGGAAAUGAAGCUGAUGGAGAAAGGCAAAGAAGGAGUGGUGAACUCGCAGCUGCAGUGGCAGCUCAAUCUUUUAGCCCACGUGGAAUCUCUGCAAGAUGAAGUCAUCCACAGAAUGGAUUUCAUUGAGAAGGAGCUAGAUGUUCUGGAGAGCUGGCUGGAUUACACAGGAGAGCUGGAACCCCCCGAACCCCUGGCUCGACUGCCCCAGCUCAAACACUGCAUAAAGCAGCUGAUCACGGACCUGGGCAAGGUGCAGCAGAUCGCCCUGUGCUGCUCCACGUGAGGCUGGCGGGGGCACUGCCACGGGCACCACGCUGGG
Molecule: messenger RNA, 2016 nt
Organism: Empidonax traillii (willow flycatcher)
Lineage: Eukaryota; Metazoa; Chordata; Aves; Passeriformes; Tyrannidae
Gene: PHF20
Product: PHD finger protein 20
Exons: 10
Coding region: 16-1980 (654 amino acids)
Biological process (GO): regulation of transcription by RNA polymerase II
Cellular component (GO): MLL1 complex; NSL complex
Source: RefSeq, a predicted model, not a curated record